CACGACAUCGCGCCGCGACACGCGUCACCGCGCCGCGACACGCGGGGCCAUGGCGGCGCUCUGGAGGGGCUGCGGGCGGCUGCUGGCGCGGCGACCCGGGGCGGCGCAGGCGCUCACAGCCGGGGCCCUCAUGGGAGCUGGGGAUGUGAUUGCACAGCAGCUGGUGGAGCAGCGGGGGCUGCACGGGCACCACUGCCCCCGCACCCUGAAAAUGAUGGCCAUUGGCUUCUGCUUUGUGGGCCCUGUUGUGGGCAGCUGGUACAGGAUCCUGGACUGGCUCAUCCCAGGGAACACAAAAGUUGUGGCUGUGAAGAAGGUGAUCCUGGACCAGGGGGGAUUCGCUCCGUGCUUCCUUGGCUGCUUCCUGGCUGUCACAGGGGCCACCAACGGGCUGUCGGUGCAGGAGAACUGGUCCAAGAUCCAGCAGGACUACAUGGAUGCCCUGAUGACCAAUUACUGUAUCUGGCCACCCGUGCAGAUUGCAAACUUCUACUUCGUGCCUCUGCAGCACAGGCUGGCUGUUGUCCAGUGUGUUGCCAUCAUCUGGAACUGCUACCUGUCCUGGAAGGCGAAUCGGAUGUGAGGCAGAAGCCGUGCCCCGUGCCCGUGCCCCGUGCCCGUGCCCAGCCUGUGCUCUCAGCUG
This is a messenger RNA of Pyrgilauda ruficollis (rufous-necked snowfinch), 643 nucleotides long. It is a transcript of the gene MPV17, whose product is annotated as mitochondrial inner membrane protein MPV17. The transcript is spliced from 7 exons. Gene Ontology annotation, cellular component: cytoplasm; membrane. Bases 50 to 583 code for a protein of 177 amino acids. NCBI's taxonomy places the organism in Eukaryota, Metazoa, Chordata, Aves, Passeriformes, Passeridae. The record is from RefSeq and is a predicted model, not a curated record.